GGUGACUCCCCGGGGAGCCUUCGGUCCAGUAAGGAGAAACCUGCCAGACGUGCUGGCAGCUGGGUUGGCGCGCUGCCGGAGGGUGUCCGGCCCUGGCCGCGUGCGGAACGGAGUGCGUGGUGGCGGGAGCCGGCGAGGAUCUGUUUGAGGAGAGAAAUAGAAGGAAAGGGCUCCAGAGGCUGGAAGUCAGGACUCAAGCUUGGCAGGACCGGGAGGUUCGCCAAGAGCGCUGGAGGGUGUCCCAGCUUCAAGUUCGGUAUCCCCCGGUUGGUGCCCCUGAGCGGCGAGCGUCCCAGGCCUAUCCCUUCCCCCGGCUGCCGUCUUGGAGUACGGAGUUGCCAGGAACAUUCCUCAUCGCGAGGGGAAGAGGAUUUGGAGGAGAGUCAUCAUCCCAGGACCUGCUGGAGACCACAAGAAAACAUGGGGAGAAUUUUCCUCACAGGAGAAAAAGCCAAUUCAGUAUUAAAACGCUACCCAAGAGCUAAUGGAUUUUUUGAGGAAAUAAGACAGGGCAACAUUGAGCGUGAAUGCAAAGAAGAAGUCUGCACGUUUGAAGAAGCGAGAGAAGCUUUUGAAAAUGAUGAAAAAACUAAGGAGUUCUGGAGCACUUACACAAAAGCACAACAAGGAGAGAGCAACAGAGGAAGUGACUGGUUUCAGUUUUACCUUACCUUCCCAUUGAUCUUUGGCCUCUUCAUUAUCCUCCUUGUCAUUUUCCUCAUCUGGAGAUGCUUCCUGAGAAACAAAACUCGCAGACAGACAGUGACUGAAGGCCAUAUUCCUUUCCCUCAGCACCUCAAUAUCAUCACCCCGCCUCCCCCACCAGAUGAAGUGUUUGAUAGCAGCGGAUUGUCACCAGGCUUUCUGGAAUAUGUAGUUGGGCGCUCCGAUUCGGUCUCCACCCGCCUGUCCAACUGCGAUCCCCCACCGACCUAUGAGGAAGCCACUGGCCAGGUGAACCUGCGCAGGAGCGAAACAGAACCUCACUUAGACCCACCCCCGGAGUAUGAGGACAUCAUCAACUCCAGCUCAGCCAGUGCCAUCGCUAUGGUGCCUGUGGUCACCACCAUCAAAUGAACCUGCACACUUCUUUUUACUAGAAUCGUUUUUAAAAUACUAAUGCAAGAACUUUCUAGCACUUUACCACUACAUACAUGUGCAUUUGACUUAUUGGACUCUGACAGCAUACCACUUCACGCCCUCUGAUUUGAUUUUCAUUAGUUUUGUUUCCUGCUAUUAAAAUCGUUAUCCAUGCUCAUUUUUGCUCAAGCAAGUAUGUGGAGAGGGAAGAAUACUCGUGGAGGUCUUCACGGGAGGAGAUGUGUGUGUACAUCAGCCCCGUACACGGGCAGCUGUUCUAAGAAGCCAUUAACAUCUGUCUAAACCACCUGUAAAGAGAACAUUACUCACCCAAACUGGGGGGCGGGGGAAGGCACCCACAAUCUGCGUAAUAGAUGGCCAUGCUGUUGAAUUUUCAGAGUAAGAUGAACUGUGCCUGUUUUCAAAUUCUUGCAGGCUCUUAUUAACCUUUUUCUUCAACUACCUUAGAAGGGAAAAAAAAAAAAAACAUACAGUCUUGAUUUGAGGAAUAUCUCAGAAGGAAGGGCACCAUCAAUGAUCCCGAGCUUAGAGAGGACAGCAAGAAACACACUGGUCCUUAGGGCCAUUGGGCUGGUUUUGUAGGAGGGAUUUUGUUGUUGCUGCUGCUGCUGCUGACUGGCUUCCCGGCAGAAAUUAGACAGUAUGUGUUUAAUAGCUCUGAAUGGCACAUGCUAUUUGUAUUAACAUCUUGGAGUGGAUCUCCAGACGAAAGAAUAACGUCUAAAGUAGCUAUAUGAAUUAACAACAGCAAGAGAUACGCGUUUCCCUUUUCCUUAUUGGUGACAGUAAUUUUUUUCCCUCAUUUAAUUGCCUUUUACUCCCUCUCCUACCACAGAAUCUUCAAGCACCUAAGAAUUUAGUAAAAAUUGUGAAAAUCCCUUUCUUACUGUUUUUGUGUAGAGUGAAGUCUUUGUCUCAAGACGAUUAGAAGGCGAGUUUCCAUUGAAUUCAGAACUGUGAUUUUGAGAUUGUUCUCCAGUUGGUGGAGGAAGACUGCAGUCUGUGCUGUGCCAGGCGCACACAAAAUCUAGUUAUAGCCACACAUAGAUCUCACUGUCGCCGUUUCAUUUUGUAUUUUCAUCAGAUGUUUUUUGAACUGCAGGAUUUUUACUUUUCCCUUGGAGCAAGGGAACAGCCUGUGAAGGGACUGCCAACAUCAACUGGCUCAGAAAGGAAAAAAAGAAGUUAUAUAUGCACUGAUGGGAAAUUCAUUAUAUCAUUCAGGGAAAUGUCUGUGCCACUCCCAAGACUCCUUAAAAUGAUGAAUCAGGCAGAAGGAAUGCAGGUGUUUUUGAACCGUCACACCCUGCUGCCUCCAUCUCCAUCCACCCUGCCCCAGCCCUGCCCCAAACCCCAGGAAGGAGGCCUGCUGGGGAGGUCCCUGAACAAGCAGUCAGAUGACCUGAAUUCUAAUCCCGCUCUGCCACGCACGGGCCAGGAGACCUUGGGAAAAACCCACCUCUGGCCCUCCAAUCCGCACCCCCCGAGACGGCACGGCAUCAUCUGUGAUUCUAAUCCCACUCUGCCACGUACGUGCCAGGCGAUCUUGGGAAAGACCCACCUCUGACCCCUCCAUCCUCCCCACACGCCCCCGCUUGAGACAACACAGCAGCAUCUGUCCUGCCUCUCCUGGGGCUUUAAAAGGACCUAAGGAGAGAGAGGGUGGGCGUGCAUGUCCUUGCCAUCUUAAGAUGGGAAGAGCUAUCGGGGUGUGAGGUCACAGCAUUGUUCUUCUUGAGGGACAAUUUUCUCUGUUGCCCUGAGGUUCAUCUGAGUUUUCCCACAGUGAGAAAGACAGCAGAUGGCGAACCUGUUCCUAAUCUCCGACCGUGGGCCCUUCAACUCCUGCCACUCUCUGCGCUGCACCAAAGCUGUGCCCACUGAACGACGCCUGCCAACUCGGCACAUGCUAAACAGGAUUCAGCAAAAUGCCAGAAAGGGAACUAAGAUGUACAGUUAGUAGGUUUUAUAUCUUUCAUGGACUAAAAAUGAAUACAUCUUGAACCUAGUCUGAGCACAAAUGACAAUAUUGUUUUGAAGUCGGCCAUGAGUACAUGGUGACCUCUAGCUUCUAUUUAAAGCUGAAAGUGGGAGUGUCCGAUCCGGUGAUUUGUGUGCAUGCAUGUAUGUAUUUGAGUUGAUUUUUAAAGGAAAGAAUUAAGGCUCCUUUUUUGUAGACUUUUUUUGGCAAUAAUAUCAGGCCUUAGAUUAUUUUCAAAGUAUGGCCCAUAAACCUCGGGGAGUCCUUGAGAACCUUUGAGGAUCAAAACUAUUUUCAUAAUAAUAUGAAGACAUUAUUGGUCUUUUCACUCUCUCCCAGAAAGUAAUUAAACAUGUAAAAGCCAUCUUCCCAUGAAUUUUUGUCCUCUUUUAGAACGUAUAGCUAUUUUCUUUAAAAUGUUAUGUUAGCAUGUACUGGACUUUUAUCUUCUUAAAUGAAUAAAUUCUUUCAAAUUUUUCAGUUUUACUGUCUAAUGUGGCAAAUGCCAUUAGAUAUAAACUCCAUAAACAAAAACCCUUUGGGGUCCGGAUCCCCACCAAAUGUUCAGAGUAGAAAGGGGUCUGGAGACCAGAAGUUUGAGAAUUAACAGGCACAGGCACAGGCGAAAGAGCAGGAUUUUCUAUUCCUCAGUUACGUAUUCUGGCCAUUUUAAAUUCCCGAUAAUGGAUUUAAUGCUGUCUCAUAGAGACGGCUGAAUGUCAGUGUCAGAAGGAAUGCUGCUCCUUGAAGCAAAAGCCAAAUGUUUGUUUAAACUGACCACUGACUACAGCUUGUUAGGCUCCUGGUCGGAGUAGACGCUACUCCGCAGUGUCAACAGCGGUCAUCAGCCGCGGGCCUGGCGGCAGGACACAUGGGAUAAUGACAGGAUAAGCACACUUUUUAAAAGAAAACAAGUACCUUCUUCAAGAAACAUGCUCUUAGGUUAGUUCGUUUCAUUUGAUUUUUGGUUUGGGUUUUACCUUUUUAGAAACCCUUUUGCUACCCUGUCUGGUUUUAUAAACUGAGUUUCUUAACAUUUGUUACAAUUCGAGGGGCUUAUCUGGAAUAAUAUAUAUUUUUUAUGCUUUUGCCUUUCUUACCUGAUUGAUAUUACAUUCACCUUUGAUCAUUUUUAAUAAAGGUUUAUUUUUACAGAUCUAGGUAGUACCUUUCUUACGCAGUAACUCAACUGAAUCAACCCGUGCAGUCAAAGGAAAGGAGGCGCUGCCUGGUCCUCCAGUGGGACGGUUGCCAGGCCUCCGCAGUGCUCAGGUCUGGAAUCCUAGAACUGGCACUUUUCUGCCUCCCUGCUUUGAGUGUCACAGUGAAUUGUAUCUCUGUUUAAAGUCAAUUACAUGAUUUCUUUUCUUCCUCUUGACCAGGACAAAUAAGGAUGCUGUGUUUGAUUCAUUGUUAAUGAUGACUUCAAGAUUGAUGCGCUGAUCUGAUAACUGGGGAGGUAGCUUUAACUUGGUUCUGUGUAAAUAGCAUGUAUUUUAUUAUAAUAUUUCACAUUUUUAAACACUUGGUUUACAUUAAAUUAUGGUAUUUAACUAUUUUUAUGUUCAUUCUAGGUAAGGUUUUUUUCUUAUAUUUCUGUGUUUUGGGUAUGCUAAAUAAAGCUAUUUUUAAACCCA
Molecule: messenger RNA, 4719 nt
Organism: Sus scrofa (pig)
Lineage: Eukaryota; Metazoa; Chordata; Mammalia; Artiodactyla; Suidae
Source: RefSeq, a predicted model, not a curated record